Candidula unifasciata is the source of this 3009-nucleotide messenger RNA. Lineage: Eukaryota; Metazoa; Mollusca; Gastropoda; Stylommatophora; Geomitridae. The record is from the annotation of a GenBank genome assembly.
CUGCACCUGACCAUUCCCCAGUUACCUCAGACCUCUUCAUACACCUGUGUCUUCCUGGAACUAGACUGGAGCUCUCCAGUUUCCUUCUGGUAUUUUGGGGCCAUCUGUAAGACUCCAGAUUUCAGCAAGUUGGGAUUGUCCCUGGGCACAGAAGGUUUCCGAACUGUGACACUUGCACUCAACUCCACAGAGACCGGGAAGCUGUUUGUGACAAAGAGUUUUACAUUUUACAACUGCUCCAACUUUCACAGUUGCACAGUCUGCACAAACUCCAGCUUUGGGUGUGACUGGUGUGUCUAUGAUAAUGGCUGCUUUGAUGAGACGGGGACCUGCCAGCCUAGUAUUAUCAGAGGAAAGAGUAGCAUAAAACCUGGCAGACAUGGACCCCAGCACUGUCCACAGAUUGAUACCAAAAUGACUGAUGACAUUUUCCUGGCAGCUGGAGUGAAGAAAACGAUUUUACUGAAAGGCUACAACAUUCCGGAAGUGCAGGCUAAAUUCAGGAACUAUGAAUGUGUAAUAGACCUGGGAACUCAGAAGAUAACAACAGUAGCCAGACGUCAUGAUGAUAAAAGCCUGACAUGUGACAUUCCAGCGGUUUGGCCAUUGUCAGGCCCAAUUCAAGGAGGCACAAAUGUAACAAUAGAAGGACGAAAUCUGGGCUCCAAAUUUGAAGACAUUGAAAGGGCAGUAACUAUUGCAAAUGUUGGUUGCACACCUUUUCGAUCGCUCUACUCUCCAUCAAAAAGAAUUGUAUGUCAAACCAAAUGGAGAGGACAAGUCGCUGAUGGACCUGUUAUAGUACGGCUGGAGAAAGCAAUGAGCCAGUACCACACCAACUUCCACUAUAAAAGUCCCAGGAUUGAAGACAUAGAACCAAAGUAUGGACCAAAAUCUGGUGGGUCCAGAAUCACUAUCAAAGGUCGUGACAUGGACACUGGAGGUCAUCACGAAGCUUCCUUUGGGAAUGCCCCAUGUGUGGUCAUUAGAAGCCAUGUGACAAAUCAUUCCAUUGAAUGCAUCACUUCCAAAGUUUGGCACGCAGAGCCAAAAAAUCCAAUAAAAGUGUUCUUUGAUGGGAAGGAAUAUACACUCAAUAGAUUCUUUUUGUACAAGGAAGACCCUACCAUAACACGGAUAGCACCACUUGAAAGUAUUUUGGAGGGUGGUCGCAUUCUCACAGUAACAGGAACAGAGUUCUUAGCUGUUGAACAGCCAAAAAUGUUUGCAUAUGUUCCAACACUCAGUGGAGAAUACUACCCAACUAAUACAACUAUAUGUCAAGUCAUGAACAACAAUGUAAUGAAGUGUCCAACACCUCCACUGGCUGACUCAUUGAAAAAUAUCAUUCGUUCCAAGCGAGCAGAACAGACAGACCGCAAGCUGUCGCCAGUAAAGACAGUACAGCUUGGUUUCAUUAUGGAUGGUGUUAUGGCAGUACGGAAUCUGUCGUCCGUACCCAACUUGGACCAUGGACUCAGGUAUUACCCCAAUCCUAGGGUAUACAACUUCACCGAAUCCAGUGGAAUCAAGAUUCUCAAGGGUGAUGCUCUUAUUAUAGAGGGGGCAGACCUUAAUAUUGCUGCAGAAAAAUCAGAGGUGACUGUCAUGAUAGGAACAGCACCAUGCAAUGUGACAACAUUUUCUCAGUCACAGAUCGUCUGCAAGCUUCCCAGCUCUCAGCCUCAGAGUGUAGCAUCAGCGUCUGGAGAAAAAGACAGAAAAAGUUUACCCUAUGUCAAGGUGAAAAUAAACAACUUGGAGUUUAUUGUUGGCCGCGUUGAAUAUGACGUCCCUGAGACCUUCACCUUUCCCUCAGAAGCUAUUGCAGGCAUCGCAGCUGGAGGUGGCUUUCUCUUGCUGGUUAUUGUCCUCAUCCUGAUCAUCUACCGCAGACAGAGCACAAAAGCCGAGAGAAUAUACAGGAAGUUGCAGAUACAGUUGGAUAAUCUUGAAAGCAAUGUGAGGAAUGAAUGCAAGCAAGCUUUUGCUGAACUGCAGACAGAUAUGACAGAUCUAACCGGGGAUUUAGUCUCCAGUGGCAUUCCUUUCUGGGACUUUCACAGUUAUAUAUUCAAAGUUCUCUUCCCUGGAAUGACAGAUCAUAUUAUACUUCAUCCUCCAAUACAAAAGAAUGGUCGUUUUCAGUUUUCUGAUCAUGGCUUACAAUUAUUUCAUCAACUUUUGAGCAAGAAACUUUUUAUAACAACUUUUAUUCGCACUUUGGAAGAACAGAGAGCUUUCAGCAUCAGAGAUAGAGCCAAUGUGGCAUCAUUACUGAUGAUUGUCUAUCUCAACAACAUGGAGUAUGCAACAGAAAUCCUCAAGUGCCUUCUGGUAGAUCUUGUACACAAGUCUGUGGAAGGCAGACACCCCAAGCUAAUGCUCAGGAGGUCAGAGUCUGUGGUUGAAAAGCUUUUGACCAACUGGCUUUCUAUUUGUUUAUAUAAAUAUCUCAGGGAUUACGCAGGGGCAUCCCUGUUCAUGCUGUACAAAGCUAUCAAACUUCAGGCAGAGAAGGGACCUGUUGAUGCGGUGACAGGGGAUGCCAGAUAUUCCCUGUCUGAAGACACACUUCUGAGAGAAAAAAUAGAACCAAGAUUUAUUACACUUAAUGUGGAGAGUGGUGGAGAAAUUGUCCAAGUUCGUAUUCUGGACUGUGACACCAUCACACAGGCUAAAGAGAAAAUCCUUGACCAUAUUUAUAAAAAUAUUCCCUUCUCACAGAGGCCUAACAUCAGAGACCUGGAACUAGAAUGGCGUAAUGGCCCUACAGGUCCUUUGAUGCUAACAGAUAUCGACAUUGCCUCAUAUAACAAAGAUGGCUGGCGACGUCUGAACACACUUUCAUUUUAUCGUGUACAUGAUGGUGCAUACAUGACAUUGUUACACAGACAACAGACAGUCAAGUAUAUUAAUGGUUCCCUGGAUAACUCUGUGUUAUCUAUAGGUUCUGUAUCACCAAUACUCAAGAAAGACCAAGAUUCAGGUUUCAAAGAAUGGCACUUG